Octodon degus (degu) is the source of this 3285-nucleotide messenger RNA. RefSeq names its product EPH receptor A1 (gene Epha1). Gene Ontology annotation, biological process: cell surface receptor protein tyrosine kinase signaling pathway; axon guidance; protein phosphorylation. NCBI's taxonomy places the organism in Eukaryota, Metazoa, Chordata, Mammalia, Rodentia, Octodontidae. Gene Ontology annotation, cellular component: plasma membrane; neuron projection. Gene Ontology annotation, molecular function: protein binding; ATP binding; transmembrane-ephrin receptor activity. Bases 63 to 2993 code for a protein of 976 amino acids. The record is from RefSeq and is a predicted model, not a curated record. The transcript has 18 exons.
CUUCUGUGCCUCGCGACCCGGCCCAGCCGUCGGGACCCAGGUCCCAGGUCCCGGCCGGCGCCAUGGAGCGGCGCUGGGCCCGGGGGCUCGGGCUGCUGCUGCUGCUCUGCGCCCCUCUGCGCCCGGGGGCGCGCGCCGAGGAAGUCACGCUGAUAGACACCAGCAAGGCACAAGGAGAGCUGGGCUGGCUGCUGGACCCCCCAGAGGAUGGGUGGAGCGAGGUGCAACAGAUGCUGAACGAGACACCCCUGUACAUGUACCAGGACUGCCCGCUGCAGGAAAAUGGAGACACAGACCACUGGCUCCGCUCCAACUGGAUCUACCGGGGGGAGGAGCCCUCGCGCGUCCACGUAGAGCUGCAGUUCACCGUGCGUGACUGCAAGAGCUUCCCUGGGGGAGCCGGGCCUCUGGGCUGCAAGGAGACUUUCAACCUCCUGUACAUGGAGAGCAACCAGGAUGUGGGCAUCCAGCUGCGGCGACCCCUGUUCCAAAAGGUGACCACGGUGGCUGCUGACCAGAGCUUCACCAUCCGGGACCUCGCAUCGGGCUCAGUGAAGCUGAAUGUGGAGCGAUGCUCCUUGGGGCUCCUGAGCCUCCGCGGCCUCUACCUCGCCUUCCACAACCCCGGUGCCUGUGUAGCCCUGGUGUCCGUGCGAGUGUUCUACCAACGCUGUCCUGAAACUGUGCAUGGCUUGGCCCAGUUCCCUGACACCCUUCCUGGCCCCGGCAGUCUGGUUAAAGUGGCUGGGACUUGCCUGGCACAUGCGCAGGUUGCCGCCGGGCCCUCGGGUGCACCCCUCAUGCACUGCAGCCCUGAUGGCCAGUGGUUGGUGCCGGUGGGCCAGUGCCUCUGUGAGCCUGGCUAUGAGGAAGCCAGCGGCGGAGUGGGAUGCACUGCCUGCCCUCAGGGCUCCUACCGCAGAGAUCUAGGUGUACCCCAUUGUCUCAAGUGUCCCCACCACAGCAGAGCUGAUGUUGAGGGGGCCACCAUCUGUACCUGUGAAAGCCACCACUACCGAGCCCCUGGGGAGGGCCACCAGGAGGCGUGCACACGUCCCCCAUCAGCUCCCCGCAACCUGAGCUUCUCUGUAUCCGGGACUCAGCUCUCCCUGCGCUGGGAACCGCCCGCUGAUAAGGGAGAACGCCAGGAUGUCCAAUACAGUGUGGAGUGUUCGAAGUGUCAGGGCACAGCACAAGAUGGAGGACCUUGCCAGCCCUGUGGGAUGGGGGUGUACUUCUCCCCAGGGGCCAGGGAGCUCACCACACCUGCUGUGAAGGUCGAAGGCCUUGAGCCCUAUGCCAACUACACCUUCACUGUCAAAUCCCUAAACGGAGUGUCUGGGUUGAGUACUUCCGGUCCAGCUGGUACCUCCCUCAGCAUCAACAUAGGCCAUGCAGAGUCACUGUCAAGCUUGUCUCUGAAGCUGGUGAAGAAAGAACCAAGGCAGCUGGAGCUGGCCUGGGCAGAGUCCCGGCCCCGCAGCCCAGGGGGGAACCUGAGCUAUGAGCUGCAUGUGCUGUACCAGGAUAAAGAAUGGUACCAAACGGUUCUCGAGCCCAGGGUCUUGCUCACAAAACUGCAGCCGGACACCACCUACAUUGUCAGAGUGCGCACGAAGACCCCACUGGGCCCUGGCCCUUUCUCCCCUGACCACGAGUUUCGGACAAGUUCCCCUCCAGCUUCCAGGAGCCUGACUGGAGGAGAAAUUGUGGCUGUCAUCUUUGGGGUGCUGCUUGGCAUAGCUCUGCUGCUUGGAAUUUAUGUCUGCCGUUCGAGGAGAGGACGGCAGCGGCAACAGAGGCAACGGGACCGAGCCACUGAUGUUGAUCGGGAAGACAAGCUGUGGCUAAAGCCUUACGUGGACCUCCAGGCUUACGAGGACCCUGCACAGGGAGCCCUCGACUUCACCCAGGAGCUGGACCCAGACUGGCUGAUCGUGGACACUGUCAUUGGGGAAGGGGAGUUUGGAGAAGUUUAUCAAGGGACUCUGAGCCUCCCCCGCCAAGACUGUAAAAUUGUGGCCAUUAAGACCUUGAAAGACACGUCCCCAGAUGGCCAGUGGUGGAACUUCCUUCGCGAGGCCACUAUCAUGGGCCAGUUCAACCAUCCCCACAUUCUGCGCCUGGAAGGGGUCAUCACAAAGAGAAAGCCCAUCAUGAUCAUCACAGAGUUUAUGGAGAAUGGAGCCCUAGAUGCUUUCCUGAAGGAUCGCGAGGACCAGCUGAGCCCUGCGCAGCUGGUGGCCAUGCUGCAUGGAAUAGCAUCCGGCAUGAACUACCUCAGUGACCACAAUUACGUCCACCGGGACCUGGCUGCCAGGAACAUCUUAGUGAGUCAGAACUUGUGCUGCAAAGUGUCCGACUUUGGCCUGACUCGCCUUUUAGAUGACUUCGGCGGCACCUAUGAAACUCAGGGGGGUAAGAUCCCAAUCCGGUGGACAGCCCCUGAGGCCAUUGCCCAGCGGAUCUUCACCACAGCCAGUGAUGUGUGGAGCUUUGGGAUUGUGAUGUGGGAGGUGCUAAGCUUCGGGGACAAGCCCUACGGGGACAUGAGCAAUCAGGAGGUCAUGAAAAGCAUCGAGGAUGGGUACCGGCUGCCCCCUCCUGUGGACUGCCCUGCCCCUCUGUAUGAACUCAUGAAGGACUGCUGGGUGUACGAUCGCACUCGCCGGCCCACCUUCGCCCAGCUGCAGGGACACCUGGAGAAAUUGCUUGCCGACCCCUACUCCUUGAGGACGAUUGCCAACUUCGAUCCCAGGGUGACUCUCCGGCUGCCCAGCCUGAGCGGCUCCGAUGGAAUCCCUUAUCGAAGCGUCUCUGAGUGGCUCGAGUCCAUCCGCAUGAAGCGAUACAUCCUGCACUUCCGUUCAGCCGGGCUGGACACCAUGGAGUGUGUGCUGGAGCUCACAGCCGAGGACCUCACACAGAUGGGAAUUACUCUGCCUGGACACCAGAAGCGCAUUCUUUGCAGUAUUCAAGGGUUUAAGGACUAAGGGGGUCACAUCAGGGAGAAGAUGCCUGGGCACCCCCCCUCCUCAGGGAGCAAGGGCAGGGCCUCGGCUCCCCCGGGGCCCUUCCCCAACCUACAAGAUGUAGGUGACUGGUGCUGCCCCUGCCCACCCUCCGGACUGUGCCUGUGGACUGGGAGGGAGCCUCUAUUUUCAAAAGGGAGGUUGGUAGAAGUCAAUGGGCAGAUGGGCACUGGGGAUGACUAAUAUAGCUGCAUAUACAUAUAUAUAUAUAUAUAUAUUUUUGUAAAUAAAGAGGAACUGAGUUUGCAUCCCU